Molecule: messenger RNA, 1215 nt
Organism: Arabidopsis arenosa
Lineage: Eukaryota; Viridiplantae; Streptophyta; Magnoliopsida; Brassicales; Brassicaceae
Source: the annotation of a GenBank genome assembly
UCAAACCUUUUCCUUCUUUUUCUAUCAAGUUCCUCACUUCUCGGAUCCGGGUCCUAAAUCUGGGUCAACCCUUUUACGAUCAUCGGAAAUGGACCCUCCACUAGUGAACGAUUCCUCCUUCUCCGCAGCUAAUCCUUCUUCUUACACUCUCUCCGAGAUUUGGCCUUUUCCUGUAAACGACGCCGUUCGCUCUGGUCUCCGUUUAGCUGUUAACUCCGGUCGAGUCUUUACUCGGUCUGAACAUUCCGGCAAUAAAGACGUCUCCGCGGCGGAGGAAUCUACUGUCACCGAUCUAACUGCUGGCUGGGGAGCUAGAAAGACUAGAGAUUUGAACUCUGAGGACGAUUCUUCAAAGGUGGUUUCUUCCAGCAGCAGUGGUAAUGAAUUGAAAGAAUCAGGCGAUAAGAAAAGAAAACUUUGUGGAUCUGAAAGUGGAAAUGGAGAUGGUUCGAUGAGACCUGAAGGCGAAACAAGUUCGGGUGGUGGUGGUGGAAGCAAAGCAACGGAACAGAAGAACAAACCUGAGCCACCAAAGGAUUAUAUCCAUGUGAGAGCAAGAAGAGGACAAGCUACUGACCGGCAUAGUCUAGCAGAGCGAGCUAGAAGAGAAAAGAUCAGUGAGAAGAUGACAGCUCUUCAAGAUAUAAUUCCGGGAUGUAAUAAGAUAAUUGGAAAAGCCCUUGUGCUCGAUGAGAUUAUCAAUUAUAUUCAGUCAUUGCAGCGGCAAGUUGAGUUUCUGUCAAUGAAGCUAGAAGUUGUUAACUCAGGUGCAAGUACUGGUCCAACAAUAGGAGUUUUUCCUUCUGGUGAUCUCGGGACUUUACCGAUUGACGUUCAUCGAACAAUAUAUGAGCAACAAGAAGCUAACGAAACCCGAGUAUCUCAACCGGAGUGGCUCCAUAUGCAGGUUGAUGGAAACUAUAACCGAACCACAUAAAAAAAAAAUCUUUAUCUGAUUGAUGGAUGUGUUUUGUAGGCAGUAAAAAUGAAUGCAACCCUUUAUUUUUUUCCUAUGUGUGUAUCAUUUUGCUGUUAUAUCAUAAGAUAGAUAUGAGAGUGACCAGAGAGAUUAACACUUUAUAAAACAUUGUUGUAUUCUGUUAUAACAUGUAACGAUUGAUUCAGUGACACAAUAGAUCUCAUAUAUUGCUCUCAUCUCAAAUCUUAUUCUUUGUACAAUCUUUAUGUUGUGAUGAAUCAAUGAUACGUUUUUUC